This is a messenger RNA of Syngnathus typhle (broad-nosed pipefish), 1614 nucleotides long. RefSeq names its product aspartate beta-hydroxylase domain containing 1 (gene asphd1). The transcript has 6 exons. NCBI's taxonomy places the organism in Eukaryota, Metazoa, Chordata, Actinopteri, Syngnathiformes, Syngnathidae. Bases 88 to 1179 code for a protein of 363 amino acids. The record is from RefSeq and is a predicted model, not a curated record.
CCAUCUAGCUUGCUCGGUGUUGCAGAGGCGUGUGCGUACGUGCUUGUGACACAUCUCGCCACGGUCUAUCAAGUAUUCUGGCGCCCCAUGGUAAAGAUGCACUGGUCCUUGGACAUGCUGCCCUCGCCUCCUUACGUUGAGCUGGGCGUCCACUCACUAUGCGGCCUUUUGUGGACGCUGGCCUUCUUGUUCCUGUGGCACUGUUAUCGGAUGGGCUCGGACCUCCCGAUGGCGGGUCACGCGCACGGGGGGAAAAUCAGCUCGAGAAGAUCCGCCAUGUCUCUCGGGGGAAGCUGCGCAGGAGCAAAGUAUAAAUCGCAGUCCAAGCUGUUCAGGGGGGAUCAAAAGAACCGCUUUAUAAGCAUGGAAACAGAAGAGGACGAGGAGCUGGGGCGAGGCUACCUCGCCCCGGUCCUGAGCCACUCCUUGUUCCCGGCGCAGGCUUCUGCACAGGCCAGGAAGCUUUACUCAGCCCUGCAGGAAUACGCCAAACGCUACAGCUGGGUGGGAAUGGGCCGCAUUCACAAAGGCCUUCGGAAGCAGAUGAAAUUAAACGAGCACUCGGCCAUCCAGAAGCCGCACCUCUUCUUCCUGCCUGACGUCCCAAGCGUUCCCUUUUUCCCACGGGAUGCUCAUCGCCACGAUAUCGAAGUCUUGGAAGCCAACUACACGGUCAUCCUGGCUGAGUUCCAGGCGGUUUACCAGAGAGGCAUUGACUCCAAACUGGGCUGGAGCGUGGGAGCAAAGGGCCAGGCCGUGUUCCCGCUGUACAGCGCAGGCGUGUACGUGACGGACAAUUGUCGCGCCUGUCCUUGCACCUACCGGACACUUCUGUCCCUGCGCACGUUCAUAAGCAGCAACUCCUUGGGAUCGGCCGGAUUUUGGUUGCUGGGGCCCGGUGCCGCUCUGGGGAGCUCAUAUGGACCCACUAAUACGCGGCUGCGCUGUCAUCUAGGUCUGCAAACGCCCCCUCUGUGUGAGCUGGUGGUGGGAGGGGAGCCUCAAUGCUGGUCUGAGGGACACUGCCUGCUGAUUGAUGACUCCUUCCUUCACACAGCGGCUCACAAAGGGCCCCCAGAUGCCGGACCCCGAGUCAUUCUCAGCGUGGACGUGUGGCAUCCCAACGUGGCUGCGGCCGAGAGACAAGCCUUGGACUUCAUGUUCAGUCCUGAUGUCUGAGCAGUGCCUUGCUGCAUGGAAAUAUGCAUCCAAGUUCUUUCACUCACGUGAUGUAAUAUUCUCACCAACUUGACUGCAUGCAUAUUGUGGAAAAUCAAAUGAAAUAGAAAUGCCACUUUUUCAUUUGUUUACAAUUGAUGGAUAGGUCAACUCAUUUGCAUGGCUUUUCCACGAAUAAGUUUAGCAGGAAACUGAAACUCUAUUUAAAUUGCUUUUUGGAAGGCUGCCUUACCGGUCCCAAUUUUCCUUGUGACUCAUUUUUAGUCAAAUGGAUGUACUCAAUCAAUUUGAAUCAUCAAGUGAUUUGAAGUGGAGAACAAAAUGGAUGGUUCUUGGAUUUUGUUUUGAUUUACAUCGCUGACAAACAUAAUAAGGACAUAAAAGAGAUAUCUCCAUAUUUUGAAAUGAUUAAACCUUCUCUUUGUUUACAUUUGA